AGAUUAAAUAAUACUAAUACAGAAGAAGAAGAAGAAGAAGAAGAAGAAGAAGAAGAGGAAGAAGCAGCAGAAGAAGAACGAGGAGAAAGGAAUUUGGUUUGCUUGGUCAAUCAUUUCUUAGCGUGAAAUCUGCGCGGCUUAGAAUAAAAUCAGAGGAAGACACCAAUGCAACGUGUUCGAAUUUCGUCGCAGCAAGCUCCGGUGCACAAGCUCGGCGAUUCACAGAUGACCUUAUCCCCGAAAUUCAGAUUACUCGCUGUGCAAUCCACUCUGCUUGAUCCUUCACUGCACUUGCAGCUAUCUCGUCACGGCGAGCCAUUGAUCCCCGGAUUACCCGAUGAUGUCGCGCUGCAAUGUCUUCUCCGUGUUCCGGUUGAUAAGCACUUAGCCUGCAAGACUGUGUGCAAGCGUUGGUACUCGUUGUUCGGCUGCAAAGAACACUUCUUUACACAGAGGAAGGAGCUCGGCUUCCAUGAUCCAUGGUUAUUUGUAUUCGCAUACCACAAAUGCACCGGGAAGAUCGAGUGGAAAGUUCUGGAUCUUGUCCAGUUCUCUUGGCACACAAUCCCGGCUAUGCCGUGUAAGGACAGGGUCUGCCCUCAGGGAUUUAGGUGUGUGUCCGUCCCGCACGACGGUAGCCUCUAUGUCUGCGGCGGCGUUGUAUCUGACGUAGAUUGCCCGCUCAACUUAGUCCUGAAAUACCAAGUGCUCAAGAAUCGAUGGACCGUGAUGAAGAAAAUGAAUACGGCGCGAUCCUUUUUUGCGAGCGGAGUGAUUGACGGGACUAUCUAUGUGGCGGGAGGGAACAGCUCGGACAUGAUCGAGCUUAGUUCUGCCGAGGCAUUGGAUACGAGGAAAGGGACAUGGCAAAGCGUCGCGAGUAUGGGGAAGAGCAUGACUUCGUACGAUGCGGCUGUCUUGAACGGGAAGCUCCUCGUUACGGAAGGCUGGUUUUGGCCAUUUUAUGUUGUCCCGAGGGGGCAGGUUUACGACCCGGCGACGGACAGUUGGGAGAAUAUGGCUGCCGGAUUGCGAGAAGGCUGGACGGGGUCGAGCGUAGUGAUGUAUGGGCACUUGUUUGUGGUCACCGAGCACGAACGAACGAAGGUCAAGUUUUACGAUGAAAACGAAGAUUGUUGGGAGGUCGUGGAAGGGCCGGCGUUGCCGGAGCAGAUUUGCAAGCCGUUCUGCGUCAAUUCUUGGGCGGGUAGGAUAUACGUUGUGGGUCGGAAUCUUCACGUCGCGGUUGGACAUGUAAUGAGGGUGCGUUCAUGUGGUAAGAAGCAGAGGUUUUGUGUCCAGUGGCAAAUGGUGGAUGCACCGGACACUCUGUUCGAUCUGACUCCAUCGAGUGCACAGCUUCUGUUUGCUUAGGAGCUGUUGUUGUUCUUAUGUAUGUAUCUAAUGCUGUUAAUCGUUAAUGGAAUAUGUAUGUAUCUA
Andrographis paniculata is the source of this 1440-nucleotide messenger RNA. RefSeq names its product F-box/kelch-repeat protein At1g30090-like. The transcript has 2 exons. Gene Ontology annotation, molecular function: protein binding. Lineage: Eukaryota; Viridiplantae; Streptophyta; Magnoliopsida; Lamiales; Acanthaceae. The record is from RefSeq and is a predicted model, not a curated record. The coding region runs from base 166 to 1374 and encodes 402 amino acids.